AUGCGUGUCGAGCCAUUUGUUUUCGCUACUGCGGCUGCAGCUUCAGCUGCCACAAAUGCGUCGCUGCCCUCUCUUGAAGUCCCCGAGUGCCCGGACUAUGCGGUGGCCGUCGUGAACCAGUCUGUCCCAGACCUAACGCCAUUCCCAAUGACCACGGUCAGCGUGUGCUACGACGAUACCUCUAUCCAGCUGGGCUUCAAAGCGUUGAACGAGACAAACUGGUACUUCAACGCCAGCCAGAGCACAAACGACGACAUCUGGGAAUACGAGGUGAUGGAAGCGUUCCUCUACCACGGCGAGAACGACCCGACAACAUACAUUGAAUACGAGAUUAGCCCAGCCAACGUCACAUAUCAGGCUGUCGUCUUCAAUCCCACCAAGGUCCGCGCCGACGGUGCCCCGUUCGACCACUUCUUCGUGACCGACCCCUACACGGACGGCUUCACGGCCUCGACAACUACCAACAAGAACACAAGCACGUGGGAGUCGAACGUGAAGAUCCCUCUUGCUUUGUUUGAUGUUGAUGAGGUCAAAGGGUCCAAAUGGCGCAUGAACUUCUUCCGUACCAUCACGUCGCCCAGCAUAUACCCUAACCAGACACUGGGUGCCUGGAGUCCUCCCGACCAAGCAAGCUUCCACAUGUCCCCGUUCUUCGGCCAUGUUGUCUUUGUAUAA
Talaromyces rugulosus is the source of this 675-nucleotide messenger RNA. RefSeq lists its product as uncharacterized. NCBI's taxonomy places the organism in Eukaryota, Fungi, Ascomycota, Eurotiomycetes, Eurotiales, Trichocomaceae. The transcript has a single exon. The record is from RefSeq and is a predicted model, not a curated record. Bases 1 to 675 code for a protein of 224 amino acids.